Acipenser ruthenus (sterlet) is the source of this 2941-nucleotide messenger RNA. RefSeq names its product nitrilase family, member 2 (gene nit2). The record is from RefSeq and is a predicted model, not a curated record. Gene Ontology annotation, biological process: L-glutamine metabolic process; oxaloacetate metabolic process. NCBI's taxonomy places the organism in Eukaryota, Metazoa, Chordata, Actinopteri, Acipenseriformes, Acipenseridae. Bases 106 to 963 code for a protein of 285 amino acids. Gene Ontology annotation, molecular function: omega-amidase activity. Gene Ontology annotation, cellular component: mitochondrion. The transcript has 10 exons.
GGCGAACGUCCCCUCCCAGAAGUCUUUGCUGGUUGACGUUUACUCUCUGCCCCCUGUUUCUUCAGCUACCAAAUUCAGAUAGUCUAGAUUGAAUCUAGCAGUGAUAUGUCUACAAUAGCAAGAGCGAUGACAACAAAGUUCCGGCUAGCGCUUGUGCAGCUCCUGGUGUCGCCGGUGAAGUCGGAGAACCUGAGCAGAGCGCGCAGGCUGAUCAAGGAGGCAGGGGGGCAGGGGGCGAAGAUUGUGGCGCUGCCCGAAUGCUUCAACUCUCCAUAUGGCACAAACUACUUUCCUGAAUAUGCAGAACAAAUCCCUGGGGAAUCCUCACAGGUGCUGUCGGAAGUGGCAAAAGAAUGUGGGGUUUAUCUCAUUGGAGGGUCCAUCCCAGAGGACGAUGGAGGGAAGCUGUACAAUACCUGCGCUGUGUUCGGGCCUGAUGGUAACCUGCUGCUGAAGCACAGGAAGAUCCACUUGUUUGACAUAGAUGUUCCAGGGAAGAUCCGCUUCCAGGAGUCGGAAACACUCAGCCCUGGCAGCACCUUCUCCACCUUCGAUACGCCUUUCUGUAAGAUUGGAGUUGGGAUCUGCUAUGAUAUCCGGUUUGCUGAGCUGGCUCAGAUCUACACCAAGAAAGGAUGCCAGUUGCUGGUGUAUCCAGGGGCCUUCAACAUGACAACGGGACCAGCCCACUGGGAGCUACUGCAGAGGGGGAGAGCUGUUGAUAACCAGGUGUAUGUUGCCACGGCUUCACCAGCAAGGGAUGACAAGGCCUCCUACACAGCCUGGGGCCACAGCACUGUAGUCAGCCCAUGGGGGGACGUGGUAGCGAAAGCUGGCUCAGAGGAGACCAUUGUGUAUGCAGAUAUUGAUCUGCAGUAUCUCACUGAGGUUCGCCAGCAGAUUCCUAUCCACACUCAGAAGCGUCAUGAUCUCUACAGUGUCAGCGCUGUGCAAGAGCGCUAGUUCUGGACAGUUCUGAAAAGUUUGCUUCAGAUUCAUGGCACACAAUCUGGACAAAGAUAAAGAAGUUUUAUAAAGUGUCAGAGGAAUUCAACUCCUCAGAUUUUCAGCAUCUGUAUGCACCAGUGCAGUGGGAUUGGUUCUUAACUGAUGAUGGGUGAGGCUGUGGUAAUGAUGAUCAUUAGAUUUUUAUGGCCAAUCAAUCCCCUGUUCAACCUAUGUGUUGCUGCAUAGUACUUCUCAGUCAGUUCUAAAGCAGCUAGAUAAUUCCUGUUUGGCUGCAGGACCUAACUAAUGGUGCUCACACAAGUAUGAGUGAUACUUUUAGCAUCCCCGGGGGCAUCAAAGGGAUUGUCAUAUCGGAUGGUUUGUACACAUAAAUUAAAAUGGAAAUGUUAAAAAGAUCAGUGGCACUGCAAUGGUUAUACUGGACAUCACCUAUAGUGGACAUGUAUUGAGAGAGUCGUAGAAUACAUCUGUAUACCACCUAUAGACACCAUGUCAACCCUUACGGUUUGUAAUGUAUCAUUGAUAGGGCCAGAAGUUAAACCAACGUGUGUAGGGUUUUAAAACAUCUUGAAUAAGUUAAACAAAGUCUUUAUUCAAUUGUUUCAACAGAGUGGUUUUAUUCCAAAAAGUCUUCACAGCAUUACAGUACAAUGAAAAAAGUACUGGGUAACUCUUCAACGGCACUGAGAAUUAAAAAGAGCCUUCCCAAAGCAGUUGAUUUUUAUACAGACAAUCAAACCAGCAUUCAUUAACAUAUACCCUAUUACAUAGUGCUAACAUCCCAGACUUACCCAGUAAAAGCUAACUAAUUACCAUACUACUGUGUUUUGUUUUUUUUUAAACCUAUAGUCCCGGUGUCUUUUUAUCUUACAUAUACAAUAUCAUACAUGCAUACAUGCAUGCAUGCAUGGAUGGACUGGCAUCAGCAAGGAAGAUCCAUGCCUAGGUUUAGUAUAUUUGAUAGAGUAGGGUCCAAAUAAUCUAAAAACGGUUGCAAAAUUCUCAAAAAGAAAUCUAGUUUACUGUGAAGCUCACUUGUAAGCCUUUCCAGUGGAAGUAACUUCAAAAUACUCUGAUACCAUAAGGAAAGUGAAGGAGCUGAAUUUGAUAUCCAUAGUUGUAAUAUUGACUUUCUGGUUGCGUACAAUAAUAUAUCAAACAACCUAACCCUGUGAGGCUCAGUUAUAUCCUCAAAAUUGGCUGCCAAAAGGCAGUGGAGUGGAGUAAGCCCUGUUGGAUGCCCAAGUAUUUUACUAAUUUCUUCCUUUACAUUGUCCCAAAAGUGCAUGAUAGUUGGACAUGUCCAGAAGAGAUGUAUGGAAGUGCCAGUUUCUGUGUUACAUUUAGGGCAUGCCGGAGAUAUCUUAGGAUCAAACUUGCUUCUAAAAAGUGGGUUCCAAUGCAUUUUAUGAAGAAUUUUAAAUUGUGUUUCUCUUGUGUUUUUACCCUUGUUACUUAUCAUAUGUAGAGUAUUUCCUACUAUUGACUCCCAAGUAUCAUCAUCUAUGUCCAAUGACAAGCCAUUUUGCAAACUCAUCCUAUUACCAUCAGCAUUAGCAUUACAGUUGGAAUUGAGAGAAUUAGAAAUCGAGGAGAUUAAUUUUAGUGGCUUUCAGUAUGAUUUUUUACAGAAAGUUAACUUUAGGGGUGUGUGUGGUCUGAUUAUUGAGAUUCCUUAAGAUAAAAUGCCUUAUCUGUAGAUAUCUAAAUAAAUGAGAAUUUGACAAGUUAAAUUGUUUUCUUUAAUAGUUUCAAAUGAAAGAAAAGUAUCUUUGUUAAAUAAUGUCAAUAAUUGUGUGAGGCCUCUGCCAUGCCAGUCCCCAAAUACUGGAUCUUGGAGGGAUGGUGGGAAAUCAGGGUUAUUUGCUAGAGGGGCUAGUAAAGAGAAGUGUUCCUUCAUCUUAAAAAAAUAUUUUAAUAGUAUGCCAUGUAAGUAAUGUAUUCCAGAUAAUAAAAUUACUUUUAAGCUCUA